AUGUCUGACACCACAGCAGAGUCCAGCUCUGACUUUCAACAAGUGCCAACGUCGUUGGCUCCAUCGAAGCCACCUGCAGCUUCUACCAACACCAACGAAGCAUCCGCACAUGGAAAGAAUAGAUUCAGCUUGGAUGCUCUCCGCAUCCCUUUUGUCUCGUCUCCUCGCAAAGCAAGCGUUACCACCUGGAUAUCCAAAGCUGACUCCGAUCAUCUUCAAGACGCUGGCCCAGCCGUGCUGACCACAACAGCGAAUCUCAGCGAACCAAAGCCAGUUUCCGGGACGCACCCCUCUCCAAUCACUGAUGCACCGAUUGCAGCUACAACAACAACAUCCACGGAGCAUGACUCUCCUGCAACACAGCAGCUGGCACCACCCAACGAGCUUCGACCCAAACCCUCAUCGCUUGCCUCUGCUCAGCGCCCAUCUAGAACUACUUCACCACACCGCGUCAGCUUCAGUCCUUCUACCGAAGAGGUCGCCGACCUACGCGAACAAUCUCUGGCAUUUGCUACUCUCGGCCAGAACGCCGAAACCAAGGCAGACAGGGUCGAUGAAGAACGACAUCCACAGCAUCCAUCCAAGUCCAAGGCCAAGGGCAAGUCGAAAGCAAAGACGAGCAAGUGGAGAGCUUUCAAGUCCAAAUCGACAUCAGACCUCACCAAUACUUCACGUAGGGUGAGCAUGGACUCGACGCUCACCGUCUCAUCGGCUGCCAGCUCGAGCACCUCCGAACGCUUCGAAGACCGUGCUGCACUUCCAGGAGCAGCCGCAGCUAAGCGUCGACUAUUCCGGUGGGACAGGAAGGGCAUUCACCACUCGGGAGUCAGCGACAAGGGCAAAGUGGCCAAGGUCAAAGUCACCAAGCAUCAGGCCCUCGCUGCUCGUCACGCCAAGACACUAGAGCAAGUCAUCAAUGCAGGUAUGGGCCUUCAUCCUGUUCUGCCGCCUAGCAGUUCUGCUGCUGCUGCCCAACAAGUAACAGCCAAAGGCGGCAACAAGGCAAACGUUCCUCGAGCAAAGCCAAUUCCGGUCGUCGAUCGCUCACAAUUGAGAGGGCUCAAAUCAGCUUUGCUCGAUGUCGACUUGGCCAACAAUAUCAUCAGCGAGCUCCGAAAUAUGCCGGUCCCUCUUGACGCUCUUCGCAGCGGUCUGGGCAAGAUUGUUCCCGACGUUCACAUUGGCACCGCGGGAGAGCAUGGUGAGGAACGCAUCCUUGUAGCCAGUCUUCCGGACGCCGCGCUAGAAGGAAACGACAGCAAGGAUGACAGCGAGAUCCGCAAGAGGCCCGGCGCCACCCCUGAGGCUCUUGGCCCUGCUGCAGCAGCUGCGUCGACUGCACGCGAACGGCCUCCUCUUGGGCGAAAAGCCAAAUCGGCGGCCGAAGAGGCUCUCCGCAAGAUCACCCUACAGGCUGAAGCAAGCGCUCCGCCUCAGAAAGCUCUCGUCACCGCACGCACCUCUUCGCUUCCGCCUUUUGCUGACGACAGGUGUGCGAGCGCUGCGUCAUCACCCAUUCCAGCACAGUCAACUCCAGUGACCAAGGCUGCGACUGGUGCGUCAGGAGCUCGCCCUCUCAAGAUGGUUUGUCUCGACUGCGAUGAACGCGAAGCGCAUCAAAGGCACGCUCAACACCUGGAUGCUGCCACAGUCGUGACAAGCGAAGCUAACACCAAUUCGGCGGACGGGAAUGGUGCAUUCGGUGUUGCCUCCAUUGCUACUGGUGCCGCUGCCGCUCUCGCCGGUGUCGGUGGCUUGCUCGCUACCCGCUCUGCUGUGACGUCUCCAGAUGAGCCAUCCGCCGCAGCUGUAAAGAAUGUGUCAUCGAGUGCUAGGCGCCCCAUGCUCAAGAGCUUGUCGAUGGCCAACUUGCCUACACUUCAGGACGGACAGCGUCUAAUGGGAUCGACACCAUUGCAGCUGCUGAUGGAUCCCGUCGGCACAGCGGCUCAGAACUCUGGUGCCUUCGAUGUUCUCGCCAAUGUCUCCGGUGCUGCAAUUCGAGCAACCCAGGACAUGGACUCGAUUCACCCACCACUGGAUCGCAUGGCCAUCUUUAUUCAUUGGUGGGGCUUCGAGAUCACGCUUCCCAAGGCAUCGAUAGCUUAUCUGGGCACAGCACACUCAGUCUCUGGCGCUUUCCUGUCAUUCUUGCAGACCAUGGCGGUAGGUGGAGGUGUUCCGGAGCUUUUGCCCUUCAUCAAGUACAUCUCGAUGUUCAUGGAGGUUGAGUACAAGGCAAUUCAGGCGCAAGAUCAAGGUCACGGUGUCUGCAUUGCUGGAACCUGGUUCAUGCCGCUCGCUCUUGUGCCGCGGCCCUGGGACUAUCCGCUCGAUGGACCGAGCGCCGAAACGCCUGCACAGGGUACCAAGUCAUUCUCAGCUAUGCCAGCAGCCAUGGCAGAUGUCGAGCCCGCGAUAGCACCUAGUCUCGUGUCCUUGACCGACCCAGCAGGUGCCCCAAAACGACACGUCUUUAAGAAGAAACAGUCUGUCGUCGCUGAGGCCUCCAUCGCUCAAGUUGCAGUGCUCGGCAACAGCCCUCCACCGCAGCAGCCUGUUCCGCCCAAGCGCAACUUGAGUCCAUCACAAAUGGCCGCUAUCCAAGCUGCAAGGACGGAGAAGAUCCCUCACGACCUCAGUCCUCGCCACUCACGAGCGUCCAGCAUUGCAUCUGCUAAGAGCGGCAAAGUUCUUGCUGACCUGAACCACACGACCAAUGCUCCAAUUACCGGCGUACAGAUUGAGGCAGCUCUAGCCAGUGUCCAAGAGUUGCCAGAGAUCGGGUCGCUUCGCAUCAAAGCAUAG
This is a messenger RNA of Ustilago hordei, 2808 nucleotides long. RefSeq lists its product as uncharacterized. The coding region runs from base 1 to 2808 and encodes 935 amino acids. NCBI's taxonomy places the organism in Eukaryota, Fungi, Basidiomycota, Ustilaginomycetes, Ustilaginales, Ustilaginaceae. The record is from RefSeq and is a predicted model, not a curated record. The transcript has a single exon.